UUUAGCGGUGACCGCGGUUCCCUCGGGCGUGCAAGCGGUGGAGAUAUCGGGGGCGGGCGGCGGUGGUGCCCCGAGGUGGGUGACCCACGCCGACGCUCCCGAGGCAGCGGGCAGGCAGCGGUGGUUCUCCCCUAAGACUGAGUGAUGGCGACGCUCCAGAGGCGGGCGGGCAAGCGGCGACGGCAGUCCCGAGUCGAACGAGUGGCGGCGUCGCACCCUAGGCUCGGUGGUAACGGUGAUUGUGCGAGGCACGAUAGGCUUCGGCAGUGACGGUGGUGGCCAUGGGACACGCGGGUAGCUCCGACGGGUGCGUGAGGCGCGGUCGUCUCCAGCGGUGGUGGCCACAUGAGGCGUGGUUGGCUCCGGUGUCCUUCGAUGACCAACUCCUUCGAUCUGAUGGCCUCGGCGGCGGCGUCCUCCGAUGACCUCCUCCAAUUCUUUGUUUAUGCAUGCGGCUGUUGGUUGAGCCCAUACUAAUUUUUCAUUAAUUAUGAUGUACGGUGUAGGUGUUUAUGCAACUUUAUGUAACGAUUUAUGUUUUGCAUGAUA
Molecule: messenger RNA, 549 nt
Organism: Zea mays
Lineage: Eukaryota; Viridiplantae; Streptophyta; Magnoliopsida; Poales; Poaceae
Exons: 1
Coding region: 282-425 (47 amino acids)
Source: RefSeq, marked validated